UGUCAGCAGCGGUAGCAGAAGAAGAAAAAACGAAUGUGGAGAAAUUAUGGCUAAAGACAAGAACAGUCUGGGUGCACUGAAGGACUUGGUGGAGUUAAAGGACCAGCUGGAGGACAUCCAGAGGCGUGUGGAGGAUGAGAUCCAGGCUGGUGUUCCUCCAGGAGGCAGUUUGCUGGCGUCUCCUUUCCUGAAGGGUUUUCUGGCCGGAUACAUUGUGGCUAGACUGCGCUCGCCAGCACUGGUGGGUGUUGCUGUGGGAACAAUCACGGGAAUCUAUGCAGCGCAGAAUUACAGUGUUCCCAACAUUGAAAACACCGUCAGAGACUACAUAAGUGAUCUAAAAGCAAGACGCAAAUGAGAGGAGGAAAACAGACUCAAAAUGCCAAACCAGGAAGACAGUUUUCUGCAACAACAUGAAGCCAGUACAGCUAUGUUCGGGAACAGAUACGCAUUUUAGAAGUUGCAAAACAACAAAUGUCAAAUACCUGACAAUCUCAAUCUAUAGCGAAUAAUUUUUGACAAAAUAAACUCCUAAAGCUGAUUUUAGGGAUGCGCUGAGCCGGCCUUUGCUCUCUCCAUUCUGAUAUCGGAGCACAGCGUACUGGCAGAUACUGAUCAGGUAUGCACUUUGUUUUUCUGUCUAAAGCCCUAUUUGGAUGUUAUUUAUGUGAUAUGUGGAGGGGAGGUGGAGUAAUGUCAUUUUACUAGAGGAGGUAGAUUCACAUGCGAUUAGAAAGCUUGUUAUAAAUGACAGAGACAGGAGUGGUUACUCAAUAAAUAGGCCUCACCCACAUUCUUCUUCAUUUUUGUCCCAGUGCAUCCUUAAGCACUUAUAUACAAUGGCAGAAAACUUAUUUUCCACAGGAUAUUACUGACAUGUGGGAUUAAUACACUCUGUGACAGUAUUUUCACCUACACAGGAAUGUGCAUUCAUUAAAAAUGACUGAAAUGGUCAAUUCUAAAUAGGCAAAAAUCACUGAGAAACUCUGGUAAUAAUUACUUUGUCUCACCUCUCCAUAUAAAUCUAAUCCUGUCCGAAUUGGGCUCAGGUCUAUUUGGAAUAUUUCAAACUUUAUGAGAAUGAUUGUACCUUGCAAUUGAAUAUUAUAAGUAUAAAUGUUCACACCAGUGUCUGAAAGGUGCUAAUAUUUUGCAGUCUGUGUUGAAAAAUAAAUCAGCAGGAGAAAAUGAUUUUUUUUUCGGGAUAGGUGACCGAGACACUCCAGAUUGUCACAUUGAGCAAACAGCAGUCUGUUCAUUGAGAGCAGUAUCUGCACCCGUUUGGAACGUUCUAUCAGAUUGUGUCAUUGCUGUUGAAGCAGUGUUAUUUUCCAUCUAUCCAUUUUCUAUACCCACUUAGUUCAAAUAAGUGUCACGGAUCGGGUGGGGAGGGAGCAGUGAAUGAGAUUUGGAUUAAAAUAUCACAACUGCUGCAACUCGGUUACCAAAUUAAUGCCAAGUGUAAAUUUAUUGAGAUGUAAUGAUCUCAGGCAAUCAGCACACGCGCAUGUUGUGACAGAGAUACAUGUGGACCUCAGCUCAGACUUUGUUGUUCAGAUGGUCAGAGUGGUGGGAACCAUUUUUUAUUUUUGAUCUUUAAAUGCUUGUAAAAUUUUGUUAAUUUUGUUUAAUGU
Molecule: messenger RNA, 1634 nt
Organism: Thalassophryne amazonica
Lineage: Eukaryota; Metazoa; Chordata; Actinopteri; Batrachoidiformes; Batrachoididae
Product: SLC35A4 upstream open reading frame protein-like
Exons: 3
Coding region: 47-358 (103 amino acids)
Source: RefSeq, a predicted model, not a curated record